Hibiscus syriacus is the source of this 651-nucleotide messenger RNA. Its product is annotated as cell division control protein 45 homolog. Bases 16 to 486 code for a protein of 156 amino acids. The transcript has a single exon. Gene Ontology annotation, molecular function: chromatin binding; single-stranded DNA binding; DNA replication origin binding. NCBI's taxonomy places the organism in Eukaryota, Viridiplantae, Streptophyta, Magnoliopsida, Malvales, Malvaceae. Gene Ontology annotation, biological process: double-strand break repair via break-induced replication; DNA replication initiation; mitotic DNA replication preinitiation complex assembly. The record is from RefSeq and is a predicted model, not a curated record. Gene Ontology annotation, cellular component: DNA replication preinitiation complex.
GUUUCAGCAGCAGAUAUGGUUUACGGGGUUACUGCAUUGCUUGAAUCAUUCAUGCAAUCGGACGGCACGUGUGCUCCGAAGCAGUUCGGGAUGGCAUACGAUGCUCUGUCACUAGGUAAUCUCGAUAAGCUGAAAUCUGGAAUGCAACAAGCAAUCAAGAUACGAAGAGCUAUUCUUAGGCAAGGAAGUGCUGCAAUAACGACGAGUGGCUGCAUCAGGAGUGGGAGAAAGUUUAGGUGGGUGAAGCUUGAAGAUUCAGUAGACACCAAGCUGUUGGGUCAACCCCAGGCUCUGACUAAGUUCUGUUACUUUCUAAUGGAUGCCUUGAAGGAGAAAGGAGCUAAGUUGAAGCCUUUGCUUUGUGCCUGCAUAUUGCAAGAUUCCUCUAAGGUGUUGAUUGUUGGGGUCUGCGGGAAGCCUCAUCUCGGUGCACUUAAAGGGAAUUCAGUCGGUCUUGCAUUCAGGAACGCGGCCGAGGAAACAUGAGCUGAAUUCUUCCAUGAGCUGUUUGAAUCUUCAUGGAUUGUGUUGGAUGCAGGUGUUGUUAAUUCCUUCAUGGUCAAACUAACUGAACAGCUUUGAUGUAAAGCUUUCAAUAGUAGGGCAAUUGUAACUUUGCUUUGUCAAAAUGAAAACAUUUGUUCAUUAAUU